Coregonus clupeaformis (lake whitefish) is the source of this 4979-nucleotide messenger RNA. RefSeq names its product FH1/FH2 domain-containing protein 3. Gene Ontology annotation, biological process: cortical actin cytoskeleton organization; cardiac myofibril assembly; sarcomere organization. Gene Ontology annotation, cellular component: cytoplasm; cytoskeleton. The coding region runs from base 440 to 4852 and encodes 1470 amino acids. Lineage: Eukaryota; Metazoa; Chordata; Actinopteri; Salmoniformes; Salmonidae. The transcript is spliced from 27 exons. Gene Ontology annotation, molecular function: actin filament binding. The record is from RefSeq and is a predicted model, not a curated record.
UUCAAUUCACUAUCCAACGCGCUCUCUCUCUCUCUCUCUCUCUCUCUCUCCAGCACCUUGCUUGCCUCCCGUGUCAUUGGCCACCUGCUGUGACAAGAGCCAGCAGCAACUCCACAGUGACACGGUCACAGGGCUGAGUAACGGGACAAAUAGGUUCUCCCUAUAGACAAACUAAACAACCCGCGAACCAAAACAGUUUCUUGUGCCGGUCCAACCAGACUUCACGAGAAGACGCCCACACGAGGUCUGAUUAUAGUAGCCCACCCAACCAGAGCGGUGGCGAGCGGCUGAUCAAACUUGUCAACCUGCUGUUUUUGUUGUUGUCACGGGCAGCAGCAGACAGAGAGACGGGCUGUGCUCCUUGCUAGGCGACGGGUCUAAUCAUUAACCUGGGUUAGCUGCCCCCCCUCAUCGGAGGAGCCUCUUGCAUGGAUACAUCAUGGCUACGUUUGUCUGCAGGGUUCAGUUCUUAGACGACACCGAUCCAUUCAACAGCACCAACUUCCCGGAACCGACCCGACCACCUCACUACACGUUCCGAGAGGAUAUCCCGCUUAUCAAUCAGAUAGCGGGAGUCCACCGGCUACUUAGAGCCCCGCAUAAGCUUGAUGACUGUGCGUUGCAGCUGUCCCAUAAUGGAACCUACCUGGACCUGGAGUCUUCUCUGUCUGAACAGAGGGACGAGCUGGAGGGCUUCCAGGAGAACGCAGCAGGGACCAGAGGGAAGAAGCAUAGUGUUGUCUUGCGGACCCAGCUGACUGUUCGAGUACACGCGUGUAUCGAAAAACUCUACAACUCCAAUGGACGUGACUUGAGGAGGGCACUCUUCUCUCUCAAGCAGAUAUUUCAGGAUGACAAGGACCUGGUCCAUGAGUUUGUGAUGGCAGAGGGCCUGACCUGUCUUAUCAAGGUUGGAGCAGAGGCCGACCAGAACUACCAGAAUUACAUCCUUAGAGCUCUGGGACAGAUCAUGCUGUAUGUGGAUGGGAUGAAUGGAGUCAUCUGUCACAUUGAGACCAUCCAGUGGCUCUACGCUCUCAUUGGCUCAAAGUUCCGCCUGGUGUUGAAGACAGCUCUGAAGUUGUUGCUGGUGUUUGUGGAAUACUCAGAGUCCAACGCCCCUCUACUCAUAGAGGCCAUCACGACUGUAGACACCAAGAGAGGUUGUAAGCAGUGGUCUAAUGUCAUGGAGAUCUUAGAUGAGAAGGACGGAGUGGACACAGAGCUACUGGUCUACGCCAUGACCCUCAUCAACAAGACCCUGUCGGCGUUACCCGACCAGGACUCCUUCUAUGACAUGGUGGAUGGGUUAGAGGACCAGGGGAUGGAGGCUGUAGCUAAGAGGUUCCUGGGGAGGAGAGGAACUGACCUGGACCUGAUGGAACAACUUAAUAUCUAUGAGGCGACUCUACGUCAUGAGGACGGUGAUGAUCCGCACACGGAGCUCUCUGGCCGCAAGGACCACCGUCGCGCCAGCUUCGGGGACAAGAGGAGGGGCCUGGAAAGGAGGCGGAGCCGCAGAGCAUCUCUAGGACGGUCUGGGAACGCCUCCCCCUGCAGCCCGUCCCCUCAACACUUCAACGGACGAGGAGGAGAGGACAUGAGCAAGAGUGUAAACGAUGCAGUCUUUGGCCCUUGGCCUGUAACUGGAGUUCAAAGGACUCCCGCCACACCAGAAAAUAAGUCUUCUCUGGGUGGUCUCCUCUCCUCCUCCUACAGACAGCAUCAGGAGUCCCUGACGGCCGAGAGAGAGAGACGUCGUGCGGAGAGAGAGGAACGACUGCAGAGGAUAGAGAGAGAGGAAAGGAACAAACACAGCCGAGACUAUGUGGACAAAAUGGAAGAGGCCAGGAUGGCACGGGAUGAGAGGUAUAAGCACGUGGAACGCUUGGCGGCAGAGGAGUUCGAGAGGGACCGCGUGCCCAGGUCACGCCCUGACCUGAGUUUGACCUUUAAACCAGAGGAAGCCUGGCCCCCUACCUCGUCCCGCAGCACCACCCCCUCCUCCCUGGCGUCUCAGGAUGAGGAACAGGACCAGGAACCAGAUGAACCAGACACAGAACCUGAUCUAGAACCAGAGGAGGAGGAGUCUGAGACCCCUGUUACCCCAUACACACCCUCGGAGACUGAACAACUGAAGCCAGAGGACUUCACUGCCUGUCUAGAACCAGAAGAGAAGGAGGUAGAAGAGGAGGAAGAGGAGAAGGAAAGAGAAGAGCCUGAGCAGGAAACAGAGGAAGUAAAGGAAGAAACACCGCCAGAUAAGGAGGGAGAAGAGAAGGAGGGGCGAGAGGAGGAAGAGGUUGAAACGCAGCCAGAUAAGGAAGAGGAGAGGGAGGACGGGGAGGAGGACAGUGGGAUCCUGAGCGACAAGGAACGACAGAAUGAAGAAGUGAAUGAGAAAGACAACUGCUCGGCCUCCAGUAUCUCCUCUGCCAGCAGUACCCUGGAGAGAGAGGAGAGGGGGAGCAAUGAGAAAGGUCAGUGGACCCAGAGCGUUAAGGAGGUGGAUGUGAAUGAACAGUGCAGCAACAUCCUCAACAGCAAACGCUUCAUGCUGGAUAUGCUCUACUCCCAGAGCAAGGAGCCCUGUGAGGAGGAGGACGAGGAGGAGAGGAGGAAGGAGAAAGGAGAAGGGGGAAAGGACAACCAGGAAGCCGUCCGAGCGGCUGGCGAGGGAGAGGAGGACGAGAACGCCCGGAAAACCGACUCCCCAGAAAAACACCCGGAAAAAACAGAAUCUCACUCGAACGUCAGAGUGUUCGCUGAACGUUUCGGAGAUCUAGUAAAAGGACUGGGCUCACCUCCCACCAAUAGCCCCCCUCGCGAGGCCCCCGUUGUAGAACAAGAGAAGCCCCCUCCACCUCCCCCUAAGAAGGAGUCAGAUACCAUCUGGGACCAGCUCCUGGCCAGUCCUAGGGAGCUGCGCAUCGGAGACAUUGACUUCACAGACCUGAAGGAAGAAGAUGACAGAGACUUUCUGGAUGCCGGACUAAUGGGGGGUUCAGACUCCCUGUGUCCCCCUCCUCCCCCACCCCCCACCCCCUACCUCCCUAACCCUUACUGCCCCCCACCACCCCCCAUGCCAGGGAUGAGAGGCAUGCCUCCUCCGCCCCCCUUCUGCUCCACGGCCCCCGCCCCUCCGCCUCCUUCAGAACUGUUCCAGAAGAAGAAGAAGACCAUCAGGUUGUUCUGGAGUGAGGUGCGCCCGUCAGACUACCAGUACAUUAGCAGCAGGAGCAGUGGUGACUCUCUGUGGUUCAAACUAGAGCCAGUCAAGAUAGACACGUCCAAACUAGAACACCUCUUCCAGACCAAGUCCAAGGAGAUACCUGUCACCAAGAAAACGGCGGCAGACGGUAAACGUCAGGAGGUCAUCGUUCUGGACUCCAAGAGGAGCAACGCCAUCAACAUUGGACUGACCGUCCUGCCUCCUCCUCGCACCAUCAAGACCGCCAUCCUCAACUUUGACGAGUACGCACUCAACAAGGAGGGCAUCGAGAAAAUCCUGACGAUGAUCCCUUCGGAGGAGGAGAAGCAGAAGAUCCAGGAGGCUCAGCUAGCCAACCCUGACGUCCCCCUGGGCUCGGCAGAACAGUUCCUCCUCACCCUGUCCUCCAUCAGCGAACUGUCAGCUAGACUACAGCUCUGGGCCUUCAAGAUGGAUUACGAAGCUACAGAGAAGGAAGUGGCAGAGCCGCUGCAGGAUGUGAAGGAGGGGAUGGAGCAGUUGGAGAAGAACAAGACGCUCCGCUACAUCCUGUCUACGCUGCUUGCUAUAGGAAACUUCCUCAACGGCACCAACGCCAAAGGCUUUGAGCUGAGUUACCUGGAGAAGGUUCCUGAGGUGAAGGACACGGUUCAUAAACAGUCUCUUCUGCACCACGCCUGUUCUAUAGUGGUGGACAACUACCCUCAGAGCACUGACCUCUACUCUGAGAUAGGAGCCAUCACACGCUCUGCCAAGGUGGACUUUGACCAGCUGCAGGACAACCUGACCAUGAUGGAGCGCCGCUGCAAAGCAUCCUGGGACCAUCUGAAGGUGAUCGCCAAGCAUGAGAUGAAGGCCACACUGAAACAGAAGAUGUCUGACUUCUUGAAGGACUGUGCUGAGAGGAUCAUCAUUCUGAAGAUAGUCCACCGCAGGAUCAUCAACAGGUUCCAUGCAUUCCUGCUGUACUUGGGUCACCCGGCCUACGGUGUGAGGGAGAUCAGUGUCCACCGGUUCAGUAAGAUCCUCAGUGAGUUCGCUCUGGAGUACCGGACCACGCGGGACCGCGUCCUGCAACAGAAACAGAAACGAGCCGACCACCGCGAACGCAACAAGACCCGCGGCAAGAUGAUUAUGGACGUCAAUGCACCCUCUGAAGAAGAAGAGGAAAUGGAGUCUGCAGGGCAGUGUGUUAGCAGCAGCAGCAGUGCCCCUGGUGGCGGGUUGGAGAGCUUGCAGCCUCAGGGUUUGGGCCAUGCUGAAGAUGCUGCGGAGCAUGAGUUCAUGAAGGCAGUACUGAAGACCAGCCUGCAGGGCGGCGACAGAGAGACAUCAGGGGUGCCGGGGCUACGCACACGUACCAGGUCACGGCCAGGCCGAGGAGGUCGUGUACAACAGGUGCCGAUACCCCCCGCGGCGGUUGGGGUGGAGUCUCAGAGGUCAGGUGAUGAUGAGGCUGAUGAGAUCAUGGAUCGCAUCGUGAGGUCAGCCACUCAGGGCCCCAGUCAGAGAGCAGUGCCCCGGGAGAGGAGGAGGUCACGAGCCAACCGCAAAUCACUAAGGCGGACUCUGAAGAGCGGUCUGACGCCAGAGGAGGCCCUACUCCUCGGGCUCUCCGACGCCUCCGAGAUGCCGGUGUGACAUCAUCGCCCCCGCCACGGCUCACCCGUGAUAACACGGGAUUGGGAGUGCCAUGGAAACACACCCUGGAACUCCUCCGUGACCCCCAUGUCACGCUCCUGCCUUCACCUCGCCCCGACCCCCAAAC